UACUUGUUGUGAUCUAACCUUAGAAUUUUAGGAUUGUGUUUAGGAUGUGGUUUAGGAUAUUUACUAUUUACACGCAAGGUGUUUAAAGAUUUUUAAAAAAACUUUAAAAAAAUGGAGAAAGCCUUAAAAAAUAAAACCGAUAAUAGAGGAGUUGUAGAGAGCGGUUUAACGCACGAAUGUGGAGUUUUCGCUGCUAUAGGGAACGAAGAAUGGGAGAACAGCAAUGAAAUUGCUCAGAUUAUUAUGAUAGGAUUACAAGCAUUACAACAUAGGGGACAAGAAUCUACGGGAAUAGUUACCAGUGAAGGAAGUAACGAAUUUAAUAUAGAAAAAGGUAUGGGUCUUGUGAAAAACGUUUUUACAAAUGAAAGUAUGUCUCGCCUUAACGGAUACAUGGGUAUAGGUCAUACCAGGUAUUCAACAAGUGCUAAGUCUACUGUGGUUAAUGCACAACCCUUUGUUGUACAUUCGAUGCAUGGUUCUCUGGCAGUUGCACAUAAUGGCGAGCUUGUGAAUGCAUCUGCCUUAAGAAAGCAGGUAUUGGAUAGAGGUGUUGGUCUGUCGACUUACUCAGACAGUGAGCUAAUAACACAAGCUUUGUGCUUGAUACCACCAGAUGGUGAAGUGAAUGGACCUGACUGGCCCGCACGUAUAAGACAUUUGAUGCAAUGGGCCCCCUUAAGCUACUCUCUUGUUAUUAUGUUAAAAGAUAGGAUAUAUGCUGUGAGGGAUCCUUAUGGUAACAGACCGUUGUGUUUAGGGAAAAUCUUGGCAUCAACUACAGAAAUGGUCAAUGGAUAUUCGGAUAACAUUCUGGAUAAACCUGCAGACGGAUGGGUCAUAGCAUCCGAAUCCUGUGCCUUUUUGAAAAUAACCAAAUACAUAAGAGAGAUAGAACCAGGAGAAAUAGUGGAGUUAACAAAGAAUGGUCCUAAAACCAUUGACAUUAUUUGUACUCCAGAAGGAAAAAAAUUGGCCUUCUGUAUAUUCGAAUACGUGUAUUUUGCCAGGCCUACCAGUAUAUUUGAAGGACAAGAGGUUUAUAAUGUGAGAGUGCAUUGCGGCAGACAACUAGCUCUAGAACACCCUAUAGAAGCCGAUAUUGUCGGAUCAGUGCCGGAGUCAGGGAACGCUGCCGCUCACGGGUAUUCUUUGGAGUCAAAUAUUCCCCAAGGCGAGUUGCUAGCGAAAAACAGCUAUGUCGGAAGAACUUUUAUACAACCCACUAAUCGAUUGAGACAGAUGAAUGUGGCUCUUAAAUUUAGUCCUAUACUGACCAAUGUUAGGGGCAAAAGGGUUAUUCUAAUAGACGAUUCGAUAGUAAGAGGUAACACUGUAGGACCAAUCAUAAAGCUCUUGCGCAAAGCUGGUGCCAAAGAAGUUCAUAUAAGAAUUGCAAGUCCACCAUUAAAGUAUCCUUGUUACAUGGGUAUAAAUAUACCAACGAGAGAUGAACUCAUAGCUAACGCUAAGGAUUUCGAAGAUAUUGCUCUAAAAGUUGGCGCGGACAGUUUGCAAUAUCUUAGCGUGGAAGGACUGGUAAAAGCAGUGAAUAAAGACCUUAAAAUAAAAAAGAGAGAAGUUGGCCACUGCACUGCCUGUUUAACCGGUGAAUACCCGGGAGGAUUACCAGAUGAAUUACGUUGGUAAUUCGAAGCACUGUCAUAAAAAUAUUUAGUUUAUUUUAACACUAGAAUCUCUCAGGGAGCAAAGAAAAUCAUAUACCUACUGUUGUCUAUACAGGGUAUCUAAUUUAGAUGGUGCUAUCUCUCUAAAAAAAUGCAUUUCGAAAAAUUAAUUGUUCUUUAAAUAUUUCACGAAAUCUAUUUCGAAGUUAUUCACAAAUCACCCUGAAUCUCAGAAACUAACGGGAGUUUGGGAACGCGGUAAAAAGAUCUUAUAUAUAGAAUGCAUAAAAAGGCAACUUUUCUCUAAUUUAACCCAUCUUGCAACGCUUACAGUUAGGAAGAUAACUAUAGUAGCAUCACCAGAAUUAGACAUCCUGGUUCAUAAAUUAUAUAUUUGUAUCAUAUACGGGGUGUUCAAAAAUGCACAAGGCCAUAUUUCAUUGGGUAUACAACAUAUUAUAAUAGGGCAUUUAUGUAGUUAAGAUUAUUUUAGUUUUUAAAGGGAAAAUCUUCAGAAUAUUUUAGUUAUAUUCUGUUAUUUUAAUAGAUCUGAAAAUUAGCUUUAAGUAUAACUUGAAAAUUCAUAUCAUUUUACUUAGACAAAAAAAAUAAGUUUAAAACCAAAGUUUUGCGAUUUACACUAAACUCUACAUUUACAUCAAGUUUUUUAUUACUUCCAAUAGGUAAGCCUGUGUAGGUAACGCACUAAACAUCUCUGAAAACCCUGUAUAAAGAUAAUUAUUAUGGAUUUUUGUGACUGUCCAAGUAUACAUUCCAUAAAAACGAUAGAUUUUAUUUUGCGCUAAAACCAAAAAAAAACUUUUCUUAUGAACAUUUCAAUGUUUUUUUUUUGUUUAAGUACCAUACGAUCGAAAAAAAAACGGCAUUGGAGGCGGCAUGGAAAUG
Sitophilus oryzae (rice weevil) is the source of this 2534-nucleotide messenger RNA. Its product is annotated as amidophosphoribosyltransferase-like. The record is from RefSeq and is a predicted model, not a curated record. Gene Ontology annotation, molecular function: amidophosphoribosyltransferase activity. Bases 112 to 1650 code for a protein of 512 amino acids. Gene Ontology annotation, biological process: purine nucleobase biosynthetic process; purine nucleotide biosynthetic process. The transcript has 11 exons. Lineage: Eukaryota; Metazoa; Arthropoda; Insecta; Coleoptera; Curculionidae.